This is a messenger RNA of Vidua chalybeata, 2983 nucleotides long. RefSeq names its product unconventional SNARE in the ER 1 (gene USE1). The coding region runs from base 379 to 1194 and encodes 271 amino acids. The transcript has 8 exons. Gene Ontology annotation, molecular function: SNAP receptor activity. Lineage: Eukaryota; Metazoa; Chordata; Aves; Passeriformes; Viduidae. The record is from RefSeq and is a predicted model, not a curated record. Gene Ontology annotation, cellular component: SNARE complex; endoplasmic reticulum. Gene Ontology annotation, biological process: retrograde vesicle-mediated transport, Golgi to endoplasmic reticulum.
UUUUAUGAAGUACUGAUAAAGAACCGGGGAAAGGGAAGCACUAACGCGGCUGUGGUGUCACAGGGGAGGAUUUUGGUGCUCCUGGAGCAAAGGCGGAGCACCCAUGCUGGGUGUGCUGUGCGAGCCGCCUCACCUCGGUGCCUGAGGGCGACCUUGAACUCGCGGCCAUGCCCCAGCCCCUCACGGCGCUGUACCACGUUAAAGUGAGGGAAGAGCUCAGCUCGGCCACAGCGCUGUCCCGAGCCGCAGCUGCCUCCAUGCCCGUGUGCACGCCUUGGGUUUGCGGUGAUUUGAGGGAGCUUUUGGGUUUUUUUAAAUAAACCGGGGCGGUCACGGCCCGCCCGGCGCUUCCCGCCCCUCCCCGCGCCCCGCCCCAAGAUGGCGCCCGGCGCUGAGGCGAGUUCCGGUGCCGCCAUGGCCGCGACGCGGCUGGAGCUGAACCUGAUGCGGCUCCUGAGCCGGUGCGAGGCGCUGGCGGCGGAGCGGCGGGACCCCGAGGAGUGGCGGCUGGAGAAGUAUGUGGCUGCUCUGGAGGACAUGCUCCGGGAGCUGAAGAAGCAGUCCAGCAAGCCAGCCCCUGAACUGCUGAAUGAAUACUCUCGCAAAGUGGACUUCCUAAAGGGACUCCUAGAAGCUGAAAAAUUGUCUUCAUCGACAGAAAAGGCUCUGGCAAACCAGUUCCUGGCCCCUGGGCGCACCCCGACGACGGCCAAGGAGAGAACCCCGGCCACCAAAACCGUCCACCUGCAGACCAAGGCGCGCUGCACGGGCCAGAUGAGGAGCGAGCUGCUCGGCACGGACCCCCUGGCUACUGAUGAUUCUGAGGAGUUGAACGUAAGGAAGCGAAAAGGCCUCACAUCAGACGAGAAGCAGUCAGCAGUGGAGCUGGAUGCUGUGCUGCAGCACCACCAGGACAUGCAGGAGAAGCUGGCUGAGGAAAUGCUCAGCUUGGCUCGCAGCCUCAAAAACAACACUCUGGCUGCCCAGAACGUGAUCAAACAGGACAACCAGACACUGUCACACUCCCUGAGGAUGGCAGACCAGAACUUCGAGAAGCUCAAGGACGAAUCCGACCGCCUGGAACAGCACGCCAAGAAAUCUGUCAACUGGCUGCUCUGGAUAAUGCUAAUUGUAGUUUGUUUUAUAUUCAUCAGCAUGAUUCUAUUCAUCAGGAUUUUCCCCAAACUGAAAUGAUUCUGUUUCAUUUUACUUAAAGCUGCCUGCAGUGCAGUGGGAAAGCUCAGCUGGUGUAAGAACUGUCACAAUCAAUGUCCUUAAAGAGGCUGUCCAAGGCCUGCCUUGCAUCUCCUCCCUGUGCAGGCAGUGUGGGGUUUCCUGAGGAAGGCUUUCCACACUUGCAUACUUGUUUACUUGGUGACUGUUGUUGCCUCUUGCGGGGAGAGCUGAGGUAAGAUGAGAAUUUACACUGAGCUGCUAACAAGUUCUUUAGUGGAUAAAUACAGUCAUUUUUAAUGUGUUUGUGACAAAUGUUAUGACUCCUAAAAGGCAUUUAGCCAAUACAAAUUUAAAUAACAGUUGAAAUCUUACAUUGUUUCCUGUCUUCACAGCUUUUCUGUACUGACCUAGGAGCUUGUUGCCAACAGGAUAUUUAAUUUCAGUUCUGUACAUACACAGCUGCAGGUGUAGAAAGAGAAUUCUGCUGUUCAGGUGCUUGCUUGGCUCAGAUUCAGAGUAUCAACAGGUAAAACUCUUCUCAGGCUCACCUUUUGCCCAGAUGGGUAUUUGGGACUACAGACUUCACCAUCUUCUCCAGUUUAGAUUGCUACAGGACUGGAGUUGCUUUCUGUGCAGGGUUUGCCUCCCUUUUGUGCGUGCAAAUGUUCUCACUUCUCAUUGUGGUGUUGAUGCUGCUGCAUGAAGGAAACACUGUGACCCUGCCACCUUCGAACUGUACACACAGUGCUGCAGGUGGCACAGACCUCACCUGUGCAAACAUGCUUGUGCUGGAAGAUGAGGGCAAAGGAAAGUGGUGUCUUCAAGAUGGAAGUAAUAAUUAAAAGAAAUACUUAGCCUUUCUUUUUGAGCAAAUUAUUCCUGUUGUCUUCAGAGUUCACUAAAAUAAAACAGAGAAAAAAGAAACUCAUAUUUUUAAAAUACUGCUGCUGCUAGAAAAACUUGGAGACUGCAGUAAAGCAGGGCUUGUGUGACAGCCUGAGAGUCUCUGUAGGUGCUUGUGAUAAGCUGAAGGCAAACCCUUCUGCACCCUGCUGGUCAGUGUUCAGGUGUGUCCCAUGGAGGAGGUGAGGGGCAGCAGGUGACCCUGGCUGUGCUUUGGUCUGGAACCAAACCAUGGGGUGCUCCAGGCCUGGCUGCUGAUCCCAACAGCCCCAGGACAGGGGAUGGUGGGGGAAGAGUUGUUGGCACAAUUGGAUUCUUAGGAAUAUCCAGCUUUGCUUUGAACACAUCCCAAAGCAGCAGGCUCUGUGUCAGAGCUGUGCUCUCUUCUGCACAAACCCAUCUCUGGGUAAUGAAGACAGUUAACAUGUUUUACACAGAAUACUUCUGUUCAUUUAACACUAUGCUUGUAAUGUAGUAUGCCACUCACUUAGGGAUUAUCUAAUGAAUAAUUAUAUUAUGAGGCACAGCUUUUAAUUUCAGCUACUCAGAUAUCUGCAAUAUACUCCUGUUUUACUUACCUUGAAUUUAGAGAAAUUUAUAGUUGUGGCAGUCAAUUUAUGGACAUUUCUACUUUUCCCAGUUGUUUUCCUUCAUCUGUAUGUAAUGUUUGACAUUUCACUGUGCUUCAUUAGUCAAUGCUGUGUCACCAAAUUAUUUUUCAAUUCUGAUUGCUCACUACUUUCCCUGCAGGCAUUUCAAUGCCAAGCUCUUCUCUUAGAGGCUGAAUGUGAUGCUGGAAUGGUUUUUGUGUGUGAGAUUCUGGGAUGCAACAUUCAUGCUUCAUCGUCCAUAACAUUGUCCUCUUUAUUACUUGAAAUAAAUUAUUUUUUCCCAGUUUACAGAA